This is a messenger RNA of Balaenoptera acutorostrata (minke whale), 3551 nucleotides long. It is a transcript of the gene AXIN1, whose product is annotated as axin 1. Gene Ontology annotation, biological process: negative regulation of canonical Wnt signaling pathway. The record is from RefSeq and is a predicted model, not a curated record. The coding region runs from base 293 to 2893 and encodes 866 amino acids. NCBI's taxonomy places the organism in Eukaryota, Metazoa, Chordata, Mammalia, Artiodactyla, Balaenopteridae. The transcript is spliced from 11 exons.
CGGUGGGAGUGGGCGGCCGGCCUCGGCGGCGCCCCCGCGGCCUGCCCCGCGCUCGCCUCCGGGCCGCCGCGCCGCCGCUGCGAUGGGGGCCGCCCGGGGCCGCGCCCCCGCCCGGUCCCGCCCGCCGCGUCGCCGCUGAGCGCAUGGGCCGCACCGCGCCGCGCCGCUCUGGGAGCCGGUCCCGGGGCCCCGCCGCCGCCGCCGCUCGGGACAGAUUCAUUCACUUUGGAGCUGUAAGUACUGAUGUAUUAGGGUGCAGCGCUCAUUGUUCAUUGACGCACAGAGUCCCAAAAUGAAUAUCCAAGAGCAGGGUUUCCCCUUGGACCUCGGAGCAAGUUUCACCGAAGAUGCCCCCCGACCCCCAGUGCCUGGUGAGGAGGGUGAACUGGUGUCCACGGACCCCAGGCCCAUCAGCCACAGCUUCUGCUCUGGGAAAGGUGCCGGGAUUAAAGGUGAGACUUCAACAGCCACUCCGAGGCGCUCAGAUCUGGACCUGGGGUACGAGCCUGAGGGCAGCGCUUCGCCCACCCCUCCGUACUUGAAGUGGGCCGAGUCGCUGCACUCCCUACUGGACGAUCAAGACGGGAUAAACCUGUUUAGGACUUUCCUGAAGCAGGAGGACUGUGCCGAUCUCCUGGACUUCUGGUUUGCCUGCAGCGGCUUCAGGAAACUGGAGCCCUGUGACUCGAAUGAGGAGAAGAGGCUGAAGCUGGCCAGAGCUAUCUACCGCAAGUACAUCCUCGAUAACAAUGGCAUUGUGUCCAGGCAGACCAAGCCAGCCACCAAGAGCUUCAUAAAGGACUGCAUCAUGAAGCAGCAGAUCGAUCCCGCCAUGUUCGACCAGGCCCAGACGGAAAUCCAGUCUACCAUGGAGGAGAACACCUACCCCUCGUUCCUCAAGUCCGAUAUUUAUUUGGAGUACACGAGGACAGGCUCGGAGAGCCCAAAGCUCUGCAGUGACCAGAGCUCUGGGUCGGGGACAGGGAAGGGAGUACCUGGAUACCUACCCACUUUGAACGAAGAUGAGGAAUGGAAGUGUGACCAAGAUGUAGACGAAGACGAUGGCAGAGACCCUGCUCCCCCCAGCAGGCUCACACAGAAGCUGCUCCUGGAAACCGCCACCCCGAGGGCCUCCUCAAGUAGACGGUACAGCGAGGGCAGAGAGUUCAGGUAUGGAUCCUGGCGGGAGCCUGUCAACCCCUACUACGUCAACUCUGGCUAUGCCCUCGCCCCAGCCACCAGCGCCAACGACAGUGAGCAGCAGAGCCUGUCCAGCGAUGCUGACAGCCUGUCCCUCACCGACAGCAGCGUGGAUGGAGUCCCACCUUACAGAAUCCGCAAGCAGCACCGCCGGGAGAUGCAGGAGAGCGUCCAGGUCAACGGGCGCGUGCCUCUACCUCACAUUCCUCGCACGUACCGAAUGCCAAAGGAAGUCCGUGUGGAGCCCCAGAAGUUUGCCGCAGAGCUCAUCCACCGCCUGGAGGCCGUGCAGCGGACGCGGGAGGCCGAGGAGAAGCUGGAGGAGCGGCUGAAGCGCGUCCGGAUGGAGGAAGAAGGUGAGGAUGGUGAUGUGUCCUCUGGCCCCCCAGGGGCCAGUCACAAGCUGCCUUCGGCCCCGGCCUGGCACCACUUCCCACCGCGCUAUGCGGACAUGAGCUGUGUGGGGCUGCGGGACGCACACGAGGAGAACCCUGAGAGCAUCCUGGAUGAGCACGUGCAGCGAGUCAUGAGGACACCGGGCUGCCAGUCGCCGGGGCCCGGCCACCGCUCCCCGGACAGUGCGCACAUGCCCAAGAUGGGGGUGCUAGGGGGUACAGUGCCUGGGCAUGGAAAGCACGUGCCCAAGUCGGGCGCGAAGCUGGACACAGUUGGCCUGCACCUCCACAGACACGGCCACCACCAUGGCCACCAUGGCUCAGCUAGGCCCAAGGAGCCAGCUGAGGCCGAGGCCUCCCGCCGGGUCCAGAGCAGCUUCGCAUGGGGCCCAGAGCUGCACGGCCACGCGGCCAAGCCCCGAAGCCACGUGGAGAGCAUGGGCGCCGCCCCCACCACCAGUGACAGCCUGGCCUACAGCGGGAAGGCAAGCAUGACCUCCAAAAGAAACUCCAAGAAGGCCGAGUCGGGGAAGAGCACCAGCGUGGAGGCGCCAGGCCCCUCUGAGGACGCAGAGAAGAACCAGAAAAUCAUGCAGUGGAUCAUUGAGGGCGAGAAGGAGAUCAGCAGGCACCGGAAGGCUGGCCACGGGUCGUCCGGGGCAAAAAAGCAGCAGGCCCACGAGAGCUCCCGGCCCUUGUCCAUCGAGCGCCCCGGGGCCGUGCACCCCUGGGUCAGCGCCCAGCUCCGGACCUCCGUGCAGCCCUCGCAUCUCUUCAUCCAGGACCCCACGAUGCCGCCCAACCCGGCCCCCAACCCUCUGACGCAGCUGGAGGAGGCCCGCCGGCGCCUGGAGGAGGAGGAGAAGAGGGCCAGCAAGGCGCCCUCGAGGCAGAGGUAUGUGCAGGAGGUCAUCCAGCGGGGGCGCGCCUGUGUCAGGCCAGCGUGCACGCCCGUGCUGAGCGUGGUGCCAGCGGUGUCCGACCUGGAGCUCUCCGAGACAGAGACAAAAUCGCAGAGGAAGGCAGGCGGUGGGAGUGCCCAGUCGUGCGACAGCAUCGUCGUGGCCUACUAUUUCUGUGGGGAGCCCAUCCCCUACCGGACCCUGGUGAGGGGCCGUGCGGUCACCCUGGGCCAGUUCAAGGAGCUGCUGACCAAGAAAGGCAACUACAGAUACUACUUCAAGAAGGUGAGCGACGAGUUCGAAUGCGGCGUGGUGUUCGAGGAGGUGCGCGAGGACGGGGCCGUGCUGCCCGUCUUCGAGGAGAAGGUCAUCGGCAAGGUGGAGAAGGUGGACUGAUCGGCGGGCCUGGCCUCCACGCUGCGCACCACGAGGGCCUGUGCAGGGUUGCGAGAGUGUGGCAGACACGCGGCUGCUGGCGGAAGGCCGGGUGCUGCCCGCCUCACAGUCGCCACCCCUUUGGUCCAUCUCUGUCCAGGAGGGCGGGGGUCCCUCUGGGGUCCCACAGGCUUCCACCCACUCCUCUGCAGGACACUCAAGAGCCCACCCAGCAGGGAGCCCACCAUGGGGCCGCUUUGAGACCCUCCCCCACGGCCCCCUGCUGCUAACCGCGGAUGCCCCUGGCGCUCACCCCACAGGCUCUGCUUCUCCUUCUGGGACUCGCCCGCCAUGGCCUGCCCUGGUCAGGCCUGUCCCAGAGCUGGGGUGCAGGGGGCCCCAUGGGGCCUCUGUCCAUUGUACAUGUCACCGAGUGCCUUCAACACAGCUUGUCUCUUGCCUCACUGUGUGGACCCGGCGGCGGAGCACCGAGGCCCAAGCGUGGGCUCAGCGGGUCCCGGGCCCCUCCCUCCUAAGGGCCCAUGUAAAUAUGUACAUUUCUCAGGCCUGGGCCAGCGGGGAGGGGCUGCCCCAAGCCCGUUUUUCAUGCGCUGACUUGUACAAUUAUCUUUUCAAAGGUACUUGGAUAAUAAUGAAAUAAAACCAUUUUUGAAUCUUC